Aegilops tauschii subsp. strangulata is the source of this 1212-nucleotide messenger RNA. RefSeq lists its product as uncharacterized. NCBI's taxonomy places the organism in Eukaryota, Viridiplantae, Streptophyta, Magnoliopsida, Poales, Poaceae. The record is from RefSeq and is a predicted model, not a curated record. Gene Ontology annotation, molecular function: rRNA (uridine-2'-O-ribose)-methyltransferase activity. Gene Ontology annotation, biological process: RNA methylation.
CCAGGCCCGUGACAGAUGCUCAUGUUAGCAGCCCAUCCAUGCGAACCACAAGACAGCAAGGCCCGCCCCCUCCCGCGAAAACGGCCUAAAACCCUAGCAAACCCGCGUUCGCGGCCGUCCGUUCUCUGCUCGCCGCCGCGCCGCAAUCGUCGGGAACAUGAGCGGCGCGACGGGCACCGCCGACUUCUUCUACCGGGAGGCGCUGCGCCUCGGCUACGUCGCCCGCUCCGCCUUCAAGCUGAUCCAGAUACAGAAGCAGCACAAGCUCAUCGCCCCGGGCGCCGCCGUGCUCGACCUCGGAUGCGCCCCCGGGGCGUGGCUCCAGGUGGCCUGCCAGAACCUGGGCCCGCUCGAGAAGGGCGGCCUGGUCGUCGGCGUCGAUGUCAAGAACAGAAGGUGAAGGUCCCCUCGGCGCACUGCGACUCACGGGUCAGGACGGUCUGCACCGAUGUGAUGGCUCUGAUGAAGCUGCAAGCCCGAGCUAUGUCGCCGCAGGAACGAGGAUUUUCUGUGAUAUUAUCCGACAUGUGUCCGGUAGUUUCAGGGAUCACAACCAGAGACGAAGCUAUAUCUUGUGAGCUGGGCAUGCGUGCGCUCUCGUUGGCAGUUGGUAAGAUAAAAGUCAAAGAAUCGGCUGACUAUCGUGAGACUAUGGAGAGGUUUCAGACCUCCACGGGCCCAGAUCCUGAUGAGGACGGUGUUCUUAGACGUGGAGGCAGCCUAGUAAUCAAGUUUCUUGAGAACGAGGAUAUACCAGGGUUUAACAAAUUUUGCAAAGAGAAGUUUAAGAAAGUAUCUCUCCUGAGGCCUAAGGCGACGAGGUCUAGUUCGAGGGAGAUCUACAUGAUCUGCGAAGGUUUGCGGUAGAAGAUUGGCCACCACUCACCUCCCAUGAGAUCCUGCAAGCUUGUGCUGAGCAGAGUGGCUGGGCCGAGAGCUCUACAAAUUUGCCGUUGAGCUGUAGGCGUGUAUGUCUGAGAUGAUGCUAACUUCAUCGGCAAUUCAUGAUUACUGAGUUGAGGAAACUCGAUGAUAUCUCUUCUGGAGGAAACUUGAUGAUACCUCUUUGUAACAGCUCUAUUGGCUUGCUUUCGUGCUUUUAGAAGAAAAACGGUUGUACUUGUUUUGAUAACCGUGUUCAUUCAUCUCUAACCUGUGUGCUGUAUCAUCUGUCUUUCAAGGCAUCGUGUUUUAAUAUUGUUUCUUAGCGAA